CCGGAAGUGAAACCGCUGUGACGCUCGCGCCGCUCGUCUUGUUUAUCUUCCUCGAGAUGAAUGCUGGCCGAUUUUACCUACAUUUAUUGAGUUCUCAUUAAGUAGCUAUUAUUCGGACCGUGUUAAUGGGCUAUUGAGGUGUUUGGAGUGUGUUUGUGUCGGACAGCAGGCGUUAAUACGAGUGUUUCUGGGUCUAUCGGAGUCUUGGCCUGAGCUCAGACACACUCGUUUAUUUCACAUUUCACACAAUUAUUCGGUUAUUUCUCUGGAGUGUAGUGUGUUUGUUUAUAUUUGUGUAGUAAAUCAUGGCUGUUGUCAACGAAGCAACUCUUAAAAAGAUGCUGAAGCAAUACAAAUACAGAGAUCUCACUGUCCGAGAGAUAACAAACGUCAUCUCUCAGUACAAAGACCUCAAACCUGUUAUGGAUGCGUACGUGUUUAAUGACGGAUCGUCCAGAGACUUGAUGAGCCUCACAGGAACUGUUCCAGUUAGUUAUAGAGGGAAUGUGUACAAUAUCCCCGUGUGCUUGUGGCUGCUGGAUAUGGCCGAAUACCUCAAGCGCUCUCCAUAG
This is a messenger RNA of Sinocyclocheilus rhinocerous, 572 nucleotides long. Its product is annotated as tumor susceptibility gene 101 protein-like. Gene Ontology annotation, biological process: protein transport; protein modification process; endosome to lysosome transport. Gene Ontology annotation, cellular component: ESCRT I complex. The transcript is spliced from 5 exons. The record is from RefSeq and is a predicted model, not a curated record. Bases 306 to 572 code for a protein of 88 amino acids. Gene Ontology annotation, molecular function: ubiquitin binding. Lineage: Eukaryota; Metazoa; Chordata; Actinopteri; Cypriniformes; Cyprinidae.